Messenger RNA from Xyrauchen texanus (razorback sucker), 3396 nucleotides. Its product is annotated as phospholipid scramblase 1-like. Bases 80 to 772 code for a protein of 230 amino acids. Gene Ontology annotation, cellular component: plasma membrane. The record is from RefSeq and is a predicted model, not a curated record. Gene Ontology annotation, biological process: plasma membrane phospholipid scrambling. The transcript has 7 exons. Lineage: Eukaryota; Metazoa; Chordata; Actinopteri; Cypriniformes; Catostomidae. Gene Ontology annotation, molecular function: phospholipid scramblase activity.
GUGUUGUUUAGAAUGGUGCCAAGACUCUGAAGUCAACCCGUUAUACUCCUUAUCAUAACAAGACGCAGAUAAGGUGAGCAUGCAACAUAUGAAUAUGUAUAUGGUUCCCAAUCAAGGUAUACCAGGCUGUCCGCCUGGAUUAGAGUACCUGACACAGAUAGAUCAACUUCUCAUAAAACAGAAAGUUGAGAUCAUAGAAGCCCUGGCAGGCUUUGAGAGCAACAACAAAUAUGAGAUCCGUAACACGAUCGGUCAGAAUGUGUACUACGCAGUGGAGGAGAACGACUGUCUGACGCGCCAGUGCUGUGGCCCACUGCGAUCUUUCACCAUCCGCGUCCUCGAUAACUUUGGACAGGAAAUCAUCACAGUCAACCGUCCACUCAAAUGCAUGUCCUGUUUCUUCCCAUGUUGUCUGCAAGAGUUGGAGGUCCAGGCUCCUCCAGGGAACACAGUGGGAUAUAUUCUACAGCAGUGGCACCCUUUCUUCCCCAAGUUCACCAUUCAGAAUGAACACAGACAGCCAGUUCUCAAGCUCCAUGGCCCUUUCUGUGGCUGGAGCUGCCUGCCAGAUGUGGAUUUUGAGAUUUUAACAAUGGAUGAAGUCCGUAUCGGGAAGAUCAGCAAGCAGUGGACCGGACUUCUCCGGGAGGCGUUCACUGAUGCGGACAACUUUGGAAUUCAGUUCCCAAUGGAUCUUGAUGUGAGAAUGAAGGCUGUGAUGAUCGGAGCCUGCUUUCUUAUUGAUUUCAUGUUUUUUGAAACGAAUAACUAACUGCUAUGCAGAGGCACGUGAGGUUGGCUCUGUGAAAACAGUUGAAAAAGAAGACUCGACAUUUACCUUUGCACAACAUACAUCUGUGAAUGCAAAAUGAAUGCUUGUGAAUAUGAAUAGAAGAAGAAGAAGAAUGAGCUUUUAUAAAUUUUGUGAAGUCGCUUCAGGUGUGUGAUAUAACUGCUUGUACUAACUAAAGUGUAUUGUUUUAUUUUUUUUUAUACACAACAGAUUAUUGUGAAUAUUUGCUGCCAUAGAUAGCUUUUUAAAGAUAUAGUUCACACACAAAGGAAAAUUCGGGCAUCAUUUACUCACCCACAUGUCAUUUCAAAACCGUAUAACUUUUUUUCUUUCAUGGAACACAAAAGGACCUGUUUAAAAUAUGUCCUUGCUGCUCUUUUCCAUACUAUGAAAGUGAAUUGGGGACUGGGGUCUGUGGAGUUCCAAAAAAUUAUUAAAAAUGGUUAAUUGAAAUAAUGAACUAUUAUUCCAAAAAAUUUAACUUAACAUAUAGUUAAAUUUUUGUGUCCUGAACCAACAAAAUAUAUACUAUUAUUAACAUAAAAGUUGUUUUACUCUGUUUGAACUCUUCGUUUACUGAUUAAUAACCCAAAAUAUAUAUUUGCAUGCAAACAUGUAUGGCAGGCUGUUGCAAGUGGUCAAAAACAUCAUUUUGUUGUGUCAAUGAGUAGCAAUUUCUUAUUUAUUGUAUGAUUUACUUAGUGUAUAUCCUUUUUGUUUUGUGUCAACAUAAGCUAUAUUAUAAUUUGUGAAAUGAAGGUAAUUUUUAGAGGUACCCAGUGUUUCCACUAGAUGGCAAUGCUGAUCUUUAAGCAAACAUAACUACUUUGUUUUAUGUUUAAGUUUUCUUGUCAUUCAGUUAAUGUGUAUUUGCAAAUGAAAUGAAAUAUUAUUAAUGUUUGAUAUGACUCAGGUAUGCUAACCAUCAAUGCUUUGUGAAUCCCUAUUAAUGUAUAGUUCACAUUGUACUGUAACAGAAUGUAUUCUAAGCGAGGUACUGUUCUAGUUUGUGUAAACUACUUAUUUUGGCACAUUACUAAUGUUGGAGUUUCAAUAGUUCAUCCAGUGGUAAACAUCAUUUUAUAAAUUACUGUCUUAUUUAAGAAUUUUGUGGUCUAUUAACUUAUUUCUGUCACUUUUAGUUGACACAUUUCAUUAUAUUUGUCUUGAAGGAAACUUUGUCUUUGAAUGUUUAGUCAGACAAACACUUUGUCGAAUGAAACUUUUAGGCAUCAGCGUAAUGAAAAUCACAUGAGGCGUUAAAGUCUGAUCUGAGUUGCAAUAAAUGGUGAAUUGUUUAGUAGAGGAUGCAACUCUCAUGGGCAAUGCUAUUCUGUCCGAUCAUUCGGUUUCAUCUGUCCGGCAGAUUUGCUAUUAUUAAUACUUUGACUAUCUUUAGUAUUAAAUUAGCCUUAAUCCAGAUUCACACACACUUAGUGAGCGAAGUGUGAGUGACGCAUUGCAUUUGGGCUUUCACAUCGGCAAAGUCUCUAUUCUAGGUUUCUACAGCAAUGGCGAGCAGUCGCUUGCACAUUUUUAUCAGCGUACUUGGGCGUAAUUGGUUAAUAUAUCAAAACUCUUUCAAGACAAGUCAGUCCACUCUGGACUGACACAUCUUUGGAACACUCUUGGGCAGGAUGGACAGCUAUUUUCUUUAUAAGCAAGUGACAUAAAUGUACAGCUCUCAUCUACUUGAAUGGGGAAAGACUGACAUUUCCAAAAAGGUUGGUCAAGAUACAGACCUAUACAUUGUAGUGUAUAGUAGGUUCGGUUUAAAUAUUGUUUAUUUGCCGUUGCGUCUUUUCUAUAAUUUCCUGAUUUUUUACCCAAAAAUAGUGUAAUUUUUUCACCCUGAUCCGCUUAGUUCAACGUAAGCUGCAUGGCAAAAAUAGGCUCAAUGCUGAAACUAUCCACUCACUGGUAUGUCUGGGAUGCUUCACCUCACGACUCACACUUGCAAUGUGAAGGGUGUAAUCUGUUAAUAUGGGCGUUGAAACGAAAACACGCUGCUCGUGCGCCGCUCACAGAGGAUAUGUGAAACCAGAGUUACUGUCUCUUAGAUGUUGGAAACUAAAAGGAAUAAGGACUCUAAAGGAGCAAGCAAGCCAAGCAUCAGAAUAGAGCACAACACAAAAAAAUAAAAUAAGUUCCUCCAUAGCUAGAAUUGAUUAUUAACAAGCAUUUAUAAACCUUCAAAGAAAGACCGACAGAGGGAGCUCUGAUGUUGUUAAUUAACGAAAUAUGCUUCUGUUGAAGCCAUCAGUCCAUGUUAUUUCAACUUCAAUAAAUAAAAAAAAAGUAAUUCAAUAAAAAAAUGGUGAAUAACUACACUACCCACGAUCCAGCAGAGAACUUUCCAUUAUUCAACAAACAAGGCAAACAAAGGGCGGCAAAAGAGCUCUGCAGCGACCACCUGCUCACAUAUUACACUGUGAAUGACGCAAUCAAGUCUCCCUACACUCUUAACACUACUUAUAUAUGUUUAUACAGUAUAUCAAAGUGUUUUGCAAUAUGCUUUAUUGAUUUAAAGUUGUUGAUUAUAAGUGUAGAAUCAUUGUAUUUAGUUUAAAAUAGUUCAAUAGUAUAAAAAUAAAUAAAAAAUG